UUGGUAGGUGCACUCACUUGAAUAUAUGGACAGACAUCGUUCUUAAACGAGAGAAGAAAAAAAAAAGUUAAAAAAGUUCGGAGCGAACCAGUUCCAAGACUUAAGCACACGAGCUCGUUGCUCUUUGGUUCGAUUGUGGUUGGGAUGAUAUGGUUAAACAUUGUUUGUGAUCUCGGCGGACUCCUCCCGUUGAAGGCAGAAGGUCACCUGACAAUUCCUGCCACUGGUGAGCAGAGUGCUGGAAUUGCUUGUUCUCUGUACGAAAGACUCUCUACGAGCUUCCUAAUAUUCACUUCACCAGCAAAUUUCUCUGUUUGGAUCCAUCCUCAGCUUCCACGAACGUACUAUAAGCUCAUCUCACUCCUGCCUAUUUUUCCGCAGCGAUGAAGCAGUCGAGCGAUGCCCUGGGCAUGGUUUUACCUGUCACAACAAUCUCAAUGUGAAGUCCUCGGGAUUCUAUGCAAGCACUGAGUCCUGGGAACUUCAGCCGUGACUUCAAAUAUCACGAUUGUGAACUGCAAUCCCUGAUGGAGAGUUAAGGUGUUUGCACGAGCUAUAUAGCAAAUUCUUCGAUUUACUCGGCCGGAAAUGUAGAUGAGGAUGAUAUUCGAUUGCUGGUAGUGGAAAAAACAAUUAUUCCAUCCAAACCUUUAGAAAAUCGUUUUUAUUCCUUUAGCGUAGAAAAUGUAGAGCAAGGUUAUACAAGACUUUGAAGGUCACAAAGGUUCAAGUGCGAACCAAUUUGAAAAGUGAGAUUGGUCAUGUAUCAAAUAUAUUAACCUCGGAGUCGAUAGCAGAUGCUGUUCUACGUUAUUGGGCAACAUGAAAGAAAGGAGCAUGUUGAUGACAGAACCUGCUUCGUACAUUGACAUGAGCGGAGUGGAACUCACAGUUGCUUAUCUCCUGUCUUUCUUAUGUGCUCCAUGUGUCGAUUCACUUGUGUGGCUGAUACGUUUCAUAUACACCUUGAUUUAGAAGGCACGUAUUCUGUUCCUUUCCUAGCGUACUCUUGUCAUUUUU
Messenger RNA from Marchantia polymorpha subsp. ruderalis, 1020 nucleotides. The record is from the annotation of a GenBank genome assembly. Lineage: Eukaryota; Viridiplantae; Streptophyta; Marchantiopsida; Marchantiales; Marchantiaceae.